GGCAACUUACUCCACCCAUUUUCUCAACGACAACUCUGAAAGCUAUAACGCCCACAUUGCGCCUUUCGGGCUCCGAAAAACAUUGUUUCUUUGUAAUAAUACCAGCUGCGUAACUUCGUCGUGGGCGCGGUCGCCGUGCGCCUGCUCCAUUCUCAGCUCUUCCGCUCAGUGACCCCCGCCUUUACCGCUCGAGUUUCAUACCCUGCCUGUUCAACAUGUCCUCCUAUCUCACAUACUUUUCUUCAAGAUACAACUCUAUCCGCCGCAACCUGCUCUCUGACGAAAAUGACGGUGACACCGAGGAUGACACGCACAUCUCUCGGGUCUUGCGAGCCUAUUACAUCGAGAAAGGGCGACCCUUUCCUCCUUGGCUGCCACCCGAUCCUAAAGCUCCCCAAGUGCAGCCUGCUCAAUAUGUCGCCAUGAACAGUAGACAAGGAAGCCAGCAGAUGCCUCCUCGCGGCAGCACUGGUGGACUGGGCGACCUCUGGGAUGCUCCACAGCGACCGCCUGCGACUGAAUCUUUAUCUCUGCGAAAAGGGGGUGCAAUGCGGGGAGCAGCAGGAAGAGGAGCUUCGCCACGGCCAAGCAUCGUUGAUUCAUAUACUCCUGCGUCCCCUGUCGAGCAAGCCCGACCCCUCCCGAGCCAGCGGGCCGGCAGCUAUCAGGCUCAAUUUCCCCCACAACAGGCGCAACGAAAUGACAGCUUUGUUUCAGCUACUCCAAGUUCUGGAUCUGGAUCAGGUCUUGGGGCACAGGAGAGACUAAAGGCAAGAUUUCGGGGCGGAGGGUCCAGCAGCUCUGCCUCAAGUGCGUCAACUUACGGCGUGCAAAAUCAACGAUUUGCUGGCGGGUACGAUGGGCAGGGCGGGAGUGCAGAUAGACCUUUUGUCGGCGCAACCUCUCCUUGGGUGAGUGGAGAUCCGGGGCCGCCAGUUCGAGGCUACGGGGGCGGCGAAGAAGCCAGUAGUGGAGGAAAAUUUGGGCUAUUUCGAGGGCAAAGAACGAAAUGAACUCCGUAAAGGUCGUUUCAUGCUUCAAUUUGGCCAUAGCUAUAUUCCACCUUGUUACAUAUUGGCUUUGGUAUUUGCUUUAGGGUGUCUGAGGAGUUCAGAAUGAUAUCUUUUCAAGCAGCCAACAACUCCCUUUGUUGCAUACCGCAACUGCAUAGCCCGUCUCAAUACCCACAAUUGGCGUCUCACCGAUCAUGCCCUUGCGGGAAAUUAUUGUUUAAUAUUUGCGGGCCUGCUUCGUUUUCCUUUCCAAGGAAAUUCUCUUCCAUUCAUAAUUAUUUAAUCCUCUCUGGGGGUGCCUUAAUUAGAACCAAAUUCAUAUAUGGGACGCUUGCCGUUUGCCGUUUGCCGGACGUUGAGAGAGACGGCAUUCUACAAUAAUUCUCGGAACCACUUUUCAUAUACAUUUGUCAACC
Molecule: messenger RNA, 1429 nt
Organism: Xylona heveae TC161
Lineage: Eukaryota; Fungi; Ascomycota; Xylonomycetes; Xylonales; Xylonaceae
Exons: 1
Coding region: 216-1013 (265 amino acids)
Source: RefSeq, a predicted model, not a curated record